Messenger RNA from Lutra lutra (Eurasian river otter), 1352 nucleotides. RefSeq names its product triosephosphate isomerase 1 (gene TPI1). The transcript has 7 exons. Bases 16 to 876 code for a protein of 286 amino acids. Gene Ontology annotation, biological process: gluconeogenesis; glyceraldehyde-3-phosphate biosynthetic process; glycolytic process. The record is from RefSeq and is a predicted model, not a curated record. Lineage: Eukaryota; Metazoa; Chordata; Mammalia; Carnivora; Mustelidae. Gene Ontology annotation, molecular function: triose-phosphate isomerase activity. Gene Ontology annotation, cellular component: cytosol.
GGGGCCGGACUAACCAUGGCCGAGGGCGGGGAGGAGGCGGAGUUCUGCCUCACGGCGCUCUACAUAAGCGGCCAGUGGCAGCGGCUGCGCGCUGCUUCUGACCUUCAGGGUGUCGGCAGCAGCGCCAUGGCGCCCUCCAGGAAGUUCUUCGUCGGGGGGAACUGGAAGAUGAACGGGCGGAAGAAGAACCUGGGGGAGCUCAUCACCACUCUGAACGCAGCCAAGGUGCCGGCCGACACCGAAGUGGUUUGUGCACCCCCCACCGCCUACAUCGACUUUGCCAGGCAGAAGCUGGACGCCAAGAUUGCUGUGGCUGCACAGAACUGCUACAAAGUGACGAACGGGGCCUUCACUGGGGAGAUCAGCCCUGGCAUGAUCAAAGACUGUGGAGCCACGUGGGUAGUCCUGGGGCACUCUGAAAGAAGGCACGUUUUUGGGGAGUCAGAUGAGCUGAUUGGACAGAAAGUGGCCCAUGCCCUGGCAGAGGGACUUGGAGUAAUUGCCUGCAUUGGGGAGAAGCUAGAUGAGAGGGAAGCUGGCAUCACUGAGAAGGUUGUUUUUGAGCAAACCAAGGUCAUCGCAGAUAAUGUGAAAGACUGGAGCAAGGUUGUCCUGGCCUAUGAGCCUGUAUGGGCCAUUGGGACUGGCAAGACUGCAACACCCCAACAGGCCCAGGAAGUACACGAAAAGCUCCGCGGAUGGCUUAAAUCCAACGUCUCUGACGCCGUGGCUCAGAGCACCCGUAUCAUUUAUGGAGGUUCUGUGACUGGAGCAACCUGCAAGGAGCUGGCAAGCCAGCCUGACGUGGAUGGCUUCCUCGUGGGUGGGGCUUCCCUCAAGCCAGAGUUUGUGGAUAUCAUCAAUGCCAAACAAUAAGCCCCCCGGCCAUCUUCCCUGUUCUUCCUGCUAAGCCAGGGACUAGAUAGCUCAGAAGCUCAGUAACAGUGCUCCUCCCCCACCCCACACAUGCUUCUGAUGGUGUCGUCCUCUUUGUGGCCAAAGUAUACCUCUUCCUUAAUGUUUACACCUUCCCCUGUAAUGGCUGGGACCAGGCCAAUCCCUUCUCCACGUAACAAACGAUUGGAACGAAACAUGUCACCAAGGUGGCUUCUCGAUGGCUGAGAGAUGGAAGGGGUGGCAUUUGUUCGUGGGCCCCCUCAGACCCCAGUGAGGGCAGGAGAGAGAAGCCAUCCUCGUCUCCCAUCUCGCUCCCUGAGGCCAGGGGCUGAGAGAACGCCCUGUCCUUCACCCAGAGGCCAGAGGUGCUGCUCUCUCCCAUCAUGCCAAUGCCUGUGUGUGUUGUGUAUGUGAGCAAUCCCACGUGUGGGGGGGCAAUAAACACCUGGCACUGA